This is a messenger RNA of Haliotis rufescens (red abalone), 1525 nucleotides long. RefSeq names its product 3-oxoacyl-[acyl-carrier-protein] synthase, mitochondrial-like. The record is from RefSeq and is a predicted model, not a curated record. The transcript is spliced from 4 exons. Bases 204 to 1499 code for a protein of 431 amino acids. NCBI's taxonomy places the organism in Eukaryota, Metazoa, Mollusca, Gastropoda, Lepetellida, Haliotidae. Gene Ontology annotation, biological process: fatty acid biosynthetic process. Gene Ontology annotation, molecular function: 3-oxoacyl-[acyl-carrier-protein] synthase activity.
UAUGUCCCCGUUGCUGCGAAGCUUCAAUAUGUCUGCGCCCAUAUAGCGCAUUAUUGACAUCACUUCAGCAAGAACAUUAACCCGAUUAAUGUUAUUUCUUGGCAGUUCCCGAUGUGUCUCGGGCUGCUUUUGACUCCUCUGUGGAAACACGAUUAACGGGUUAGAUACUGUAGGAGAAAGACGGUGAAGACGAGCGUGGGACGAUGUCUGGCAUCAGCCCGAGCGGCCGGCGCGUUGUGGUGACUGGAGUAGGGCUGGUGACAUCGUUAGGUGUUGGGGUGAAGCACGUCUGGCGGAGACUAACAAAUGGAGAAUGUGGGAUCAGUAAACUGACAGGCUCAGAAUAUGACAACAUUCCGUGUAAGGUAGCAGGUCAAGUUCCACGAGGACCUGGGGAGGGUAACCUUGACCUUGACCGCCACUUCUCUGCAGCCACGUUGAGAGAAAUCCCACUGUCUGCUGCAUAUGCUGUUCUGGCUGCAGAAGAAGCAAUGGCAUCUGCAGGAUGGUCCCCUGGCAGUGAGGAGGAAGAACAUAGAUCAGGCGUUGCCAUAGGAACUGGGAUGGUUGACCUUGAGGAAGUCACAAAGACGGGGAUGGUUCUCCGUGAGCGUGGAUACAAGCGUGUCAGUCCGCACUUCGUGCCCAAGAUUCUUGUGAACAUGCCGGCUGGCCAUGUCAGUAUCAGGUGUAAGCUGAAGGGCCCGAACCAUGCCGUGUCCACUGCCUGCACAACAGGCCUACAUGCUAUAGGAGACGCAGCCCGCUUCAUCCUCCAUGGAGAUGCUGAUGUCAUGGUAGCAGGGAGCACUGAAGCCUGUGUGGGGCCAGUUGCCAUCGCAGGCUUUGCCAGGAUGAGAGCUUUAAGUACAAACUUUAAUGAAAACCCAAACAAGGCCUCUCGACCUUUCGACAAGAACCGUGAUGGGUUUGUGAUGUCAGAAGGAGCAGGGAUGGUUGUGUUGGAGGAACUGGAACAUGCAAAGACUCGGGGUGCCCCAAUACUCGCUGAGGUCCUGGGGUAUGGCCUCUCAGGGGAUGGGUACCACAUCACCACCCCUAGUCAGGAUGGUUCAGGGGCGGAGAGGUGCAUGAAAGCAGCCAUGAAAGAUGCUGGUCUCGAUCCAAAGGACGUAGGUUACAUCAAUGCCCAUGCUACGUCGACCCCUAUUGGAGAUGCUGUGGAGAGUAAAGCAAUUGAAAAAACAUUUAAGGGAGAUAACUCUGCCGUCCUUGUGUCUUCAACAAAGGGUGCCUUGGGGCAUCUAUUAGGUGCAGCCGGGAGUGUGGAGGCGGUGUUCACUGUUCUAGCAUGUCAGACUGGGUGUAUACCUCCAACCAUUAACCUUGACACACCCGAUGAAGGAUGUCACCUUGACCUUGUGGCUAACAGGAGCGUGACCUGGUCAGGAAAUGGGGUCCAGAGAGUGGCACUCACUAACUCAUUUGGGUUUGGAGGUACAAAUGGGAGUCUUUGUAUUGCACAGUAUAUGGAGUGAUUGAAUUAUUAAAAAGAAAGCUUGCA